Molecule: messenger RNA, 987 nt
Organism: Peronospora matthiolae
Lineage: Eukaryota; Oomycota; Peronosporomycetes; Peronosporales; Peronosporaceae
Source: the annotation of a GenBank genome assembly
AUGUCGUUCACGAACCAAGUACUCCGGCGUAUUCCACACGACGCUUCCCUCGAGCAUAUUGUAGCUGGAGUUACAAGCAGCUUUGUCGCAAUUUUAUUGGUCAUAGUCAGUGGUAUCUACCACAUAUACGGGUCAACUGGAGUUGUCGUUGCGGUUAUUGCGCUGCUUGGAUUAGGUCUCCGUUGGAUCUACUGGAACGGAAGGGGUGUAUUCGGCUGGACCAAUGCUUGGCUACGCAAUUCGAACGCAUUGAUCCGUUCAUUGGCCAGUCCAGUCCAAUUGAAAGGGACGCUACGUGUGGUCUGUAUCUCUGAUACCCAUGCAAAGCACCGUGAGCUCAUGGACAUUCCAAGUGGAGACGUGCUGCUGCAUUGUGGAGACUUUACAGACCGAGGGACUCACGAGGAGAUCCGUGACUUUAAUGACUGGCUCGGAAUGCUGCCACAUCAACACAAAGUGGUUAUUGCAGGCAACCACGACGUCUGUAUGGAUGCCGUCGAGUACAACUUGCAUUGGGACAAGGCGUUCGCCCACAAGCAGUACAACAACCCUCGUCUCUCUCGAGCGCUGCUUGCCAAUUGCACGUACUUGGAAGACCGCUCGGUUGUGAUUCAAGGCACUAAGAUCUUUGGCUCUCCUAUGACACCACCCAUUCCUGGGCGUCCGGGCGCAUUUAAUGUGGCUCGAGGCUUUGCCGACCAGCAGCACUGGGCCAAGGUACCGGCUGAUGUCGAUCUCUUGGUGACGCACGGACCGCCUCACGGCAUUUUGGACACGACGUUCACUGGGAUGCAUGUAGGCAGCGCGACGCUGUUGAAGGAGGUUGUGUCUCGAGUUCGACCCCGUUUCCAUGUUUUCGGACACAUCCAUGAAGCGUACGGAGCGACCCGUGUAGGAGGCACGGUCUUUGUCAAUGCUGCCAGCAACACGUUGUUCGCUGAACCUCUUCACUCGCCUGUAGUACUCGACAUUCCCCUCAAAUGCUAG